This is a messenger RNA of Dicentrarchus labrax (European seabass), 2401 nucleotides long. RefSeq names its product protein adenylyltransferase SelO. Bases 205 to 2085 code for a protein of 626 amino acids. The transcript is spliced from 20 exons. The record is from RefSeq and is a predicted model, not a curated record. Lineage: Eukaryota; Metazoa; Chordata; Actinopteri; Moronidae.
CGGAAAACGGUCACCGGUCGUCGGUCCGUGACGUUUCAUAACGAGGAAGUAGCGUUAGCCGUGGAUGGCGGAGAGUAGAGCGGGAAUAUGAGUAGAUAACUCCUUUUAAAUGAGUUGUAUGCCAGAAGUUCAGUGAUAGAUGGAAAGUGUGGUUGUUUUAUGUUUAAACUUGAGCUUUAAAAUGAUCUUAGUGGUCUCCAGAACAUGUGUGUGGUUGUUUUGAAGCUAACAGCUAGCUGGCUAACUGUAGAUCUGAUCUCAGAACAGCUAAAAACACUAAGUUACAUCCACAACACUGUUUAUAGCUUACAUUUAAGGGCAAAGGCAGCUGCUCCGUCUGGGGAAAUGUGCAGCAUCCAAACUGUGUUAGUGUUUGCUCUCGUAGCAGCAACCAGCGUCACUCCUGUUUAUGUCCUGGAGUUCUGCCAAGGUACUGACCGUGAAUGCCACAGUCAUGACGAAAUGCCAUCAGGCACCGUCAAAUCCAGGUGGAACAUGAGUGUUUCAAACCUCAUACAGGACCUGGACCAAUUCAGUGUGUCCUGCAAGAAGCUUAUAGAAGCAUUUCCAGUCGAUGAGGUUGAUGGCAACUUUGUUCGCACUGUAAAGAACUGCAUAUUCUCCAAAUCCAUUCCAACCCCACUGAAAGGCCCGUUAAGACUGGCAGCAGUUUCCAAGGAUGUCGUUGAAGGCAUCUUAGAUGUAGACGUGGCUGUAACACAGUCUGAGGAGUUCCUGCAUUAUGCCAGUGGUGGCAGACUGCUACAGGGAUCGGUACCACUUGCACACAGAUAUGGAGGUCAUCAGUUUGGCUACUGGGCAGGUCAGCUGGGUGAUGGUCGAGCACAUUCUCUUGGUCAGUAUACAAACAGGAACGGGGAAGUAUGGGAACUGCAGCUCAAAGGCUCUGGGAAAACACCAUAUUCAAGGUCAGGCGAUGGUCGAGCUGUGAUCCGCUCCUCUGUAAGGGAGUUCCUGUGCAGUGAAGCCAUGCAUUUCCUGGGUGUUCCAACCAGCAGGGCUGCCAGUCUAAUUGUAAGUGACGAGCCGGUGUUGAGGGAUCAAUUCUACAGUGGCAAUGUGAAGACAGAGAGAGGAGCUGUUGUUCUCCGGUUGGCAAAGUCAUGGUUUCGGAUUGGAUCUUUAGAAAUUUUGGCUCAAAGUGGAGAGAUAGAUCUCCUGAGAAAGCUGUUGAACUUUGUGAUCGGUGAACAUUUUGCUUCAGUCGAUUCAGAUGACCCAGAUAAAUAUUUGGUGUUUUAUUCCACAGUUGUAAAUGAAACAGCACACCUGAUUGCCCAGUGGAUGUCUGUUGGGUUUGCACACGGUGUGUGCAACACAGACAACUUCAGUCUGCUGUCUAUCACCAUCGAUUACGGACCAUUUGGCUUCAUGGAAUCGUAUAACCCCAAUUUUGUCCCCAACACAUCUGACGAUGAGGGCAGAUACAGCGUAGGAGCUCAGGCCAGCAUCGGACUGUUCAACCUGGAGAAACUCUUGAUGGCCCUCAGUCCGGUGCUUUCUGAAAAACAGCAGAAAGAGGCUAAAAUGAUUUUAAAAGGAUAUGUUGAUAUUUACCAGAUGAGGAUUCAUCAGCUAUUUAAAGCUAAACUGGGGCUUCUAGGUGAAGAGGAAGAGGAUGGCUACCUCAUUGCGUUCCUGCUUAAGAUGAUGGAGGACACACAGUCAGACUUCACCAUGACAUUCAGGCAGCUCAGUGAAGUUUCAGCCCGGCAGCUUCACAACAGCGACUUCACACAGAUGUGGGCUCUUGAAGACUUGUCGUCCCACAAGCUCUUCUCUGAUUGGCUCAGCAUGUACCUGCUCCGGCUCAGCAGACAACGAGAUGAUAGUGAUUUAGAUCGCCAACACAGGAUGAAAAAUGUAAAUCCUAGAUAUGUGCUGCGGAACUGGAUGGCAGAGUCUGCUAUAGGGAAAGCUGAGAUGAACGAUUUUUCUGAGGUGGAGCUGCUGCACCACAUCUUGUCCUUUCCCUUUGUUACACAAGAGACUGCAGAGGAGGCGGGUUAUGCAGCAAGACCUCCAGUGUGGGCUAAGAGGUUAAAGGUCAGCUGUUCCUCUUGAGUGACUCCUGGAUUGAGCAAAGUACUUAAAUGAAGAAGAAUUACAACCCAGCUGAGCUUUUAUGGUACAUUGUGGUCAUUUAUGUCCUGCUGGUGGAAUAUAUUUGGUCCAAAAUGUCAAGGUCAUGGUUCUUUUCUACUCCUUUCUACCCACUAUGUGUGAAUACAGUGACCAACAAAAAUUGUAUAUAGCUCUUAGUGUCACAGAAGAAUUAAAUUCUAAUUGUAUUUAGCUCAUAAAAGUGUACUUUGACUGUUUGACAACUACAUACUUCCAUUCUUAUUGACACCAAAAUAAAUACAAAGAUGCUACUGUG